AUUCAAACAACGGCGCGCGGCAAGUUUUUGGUCCACAGUUAACUACCUGCUCUCUUUUACAUGUUUUAAACGUUUACAAGAAUAUAUAGUGGUGAAGUUAAGACGGGUUAACUCGUAAGGAUGUUUAUGUGAGUUCUGUGCCUUUGAACAGAAGAUUUGCCGUCUUGCAUGUAUGAAAGCGACUUCUUAAUAUUAACGCCAGCUGGUCAGACAAAAGUGCUGGUGAAGCACUCGUCUUAAACUUAGAGUGACUCACUCGGUGAUGAUGUUCUAGAACUUGCAGUCAUCCGGACAGCGGUCCUGACUUCCCCCCGGUGACUGCUGUCAUCAUGUCCCAGACUAACACUUCUCUCCUGGACGAGGUGGUGCAGUGGAGUCAGGAAACCUGUCGCCAGGAGCUCAACACAAGUCUGAAAGCUGGGAUGAUCAUAUACGUAUACUGAAGAUAAUUACAGACAUGUUCCUUCCACACAUUGGUUUGUCAGAGCUGGAAGAUGAGUGCUUCUCCAAGAUCUUACCAAAGGCUGUGACAGUGUUUGACAGCAUGAUGAAGGAAAUCUCAGACCAAGUUGGAGGGCUGUCCAGUCAAAACACAGAACUGUGUGCCUUACUAAGGAACAUUCUUCAGGCAAUGAUGCAGAUAAUCGAUGCACUAUCCACCUGUGUGCGCCAUGUUGGCUCAUUUGAGGAAGCUCCGGACCUGGACGCUAUCCGCUCGUUACCCACAUGUAUCCUGAAAGUUCUGAGAGAAACCUUUCAGCACUGCAAGGAGAGUGAGGUGGUUUACUGUGGCCGUCUGUCCCUGGUGGCCGACCUGCUACAGGGACUCUUCAAAGAGGCGUAUUCCCUUCAGAAGGGUCUGUUGGAGCUGCUGGACAGGAUCUCACUCAACAGCAAUGCCUCAGAGGAAGAGGUCUCUGACAUUGUCACAGUGAUUCACAGCCUGCUGGAUAUCUGCUCCAUUAUCUCCAACCUGGACAUAGCACUGCAUGCAAACACAUGGAAAUUCCUCAUCAAACAGAGUUUGAAGUACCAGUCACUGGUGGAGGAACAUCUACAUCACGGUGACAUCAGUACCAACCUGUGUGAAAACAUUUUGGCCUCCUUCCACAACUGUUUGGAGCUGGCUGAACAGAUAAAACAUGCUGGUCUGCAGGAGACAACACAAAACCCAGAGUACAGGUUGUUCCAGAAAACUGCAAAGAUGUGCAGAUUUUUUGCCAACACAUUGGUUCAUUACAUAAAGGAAUUCAAAUUUUUUCUCUCAAAGUAUUGUAGCUCCUUUCACCAACUCUACCUCCAGGUCAUCAGUAAGUUCCCUCCCAGCUUGUGUGCCCCAACGCUGCCCACGGCUCUGUCUGCAGAGUUGAACGCAGUGGCUCUGGUUCCCAUGGAUGCCCUCCUGCUCCAGCUGUUGCCUUUGAGGCCCUUUGCUGAGGUUGUCCUCCAGCAGGACCUGCGGUUAAGUCCUGAACAUGAGCUUCCUCAGUGUCUUUUGCUGGUGAGCGUCCUGGGUCAGCUGGCCACCCAACCAGAGGAAGUGCUGCAGCUUUGGUACACUGGCAGCCAGUUCUCAGAGGAGACACCCAGACUUCCUCUCUAUGGGGCCUUGUUCACCAGUUUCCGUCACUGCUAUACUGAGCGUAAGGUACCGGUGUUUUUGCCAGGAGUGAUGAUGAAGGGUCAGGCUCAGCUCCAGGUCACUCUGCACCAUCACGUCUGUGUGCAGCUCUGUGCCAGUGUGGCUGCCCUUCCUCCAGUGUACUUCCCUGUGCUGGAGCGUUGUUUGGUUGAUGCUGUCCUGCAGGCUGACAUACACACAGCUUUACUGGCAACAGAUGUGUGGUGCUUUACAGCACGGUAUGGGACAGCGGAACUCUGUCUACAUCAUGUCCUCCUCAUCGCUCAGCUGCUGAAGACUUGCACCGCUGAGUGUUACCAGUCGUUCCACAUGGGCCUGCUGCUUAAACGCAUGGUUUUCCUUAUGACACCAAACCACCAGAUGGAGCUGGUGACGCGUUUCCCACCUUCCAAGGUGGAAAACAUUCUAGUGUGGCGUCACGUCCUCCUCAGGGCUCUUUCACAAGAUGUCCGUCACCGUGUAGAGACGGAUGUGAUUGGCAUCACUCAAAAAGCUCUGAUUGAUUGGCAGAAUGGCGGGUACAGACUGGGACAAAUGGACAAAGUGAAUACGGUGCUGUUAUCCCUCCUAAUGGUGGUUCAAGGGCAGUCAUCCCCUGAGGAACAGUGUGUGUUGUCUGCAGCGAGGAUAGUCACACAGGUUUGGUUACGCAUGAGUUCAGAUCAGGUGCAGACCCACCCUGUGCUCCAGUGCACUCUGCAGCUGCUCCUGUCCAUAUCAGCCACAUUAGUGAAGAACAUCGAACCUCAAGUCAUUUGUCAGGCUCUGUUGUGUGUGGAUGCUCUGGUGUCUCAGAAGUGUGCAGAUCAGCUGCUGCUGGCUGCUCUGGAGUUCCUGGCCUCCCUGGGGAAGAUCUUUGUCCCUCCCGAAAGCCAGAGUCAAAUUCUGCCGAGGCUGAGCAGCCUGUUUGGAGUCCUGUUGGCUGACAGAUCCUGGCUCCUACAUCAGCACGCCCUGGAGGCCUUUUCUCAUUUUGCAGAGGUUACAAACCAUGAGGAAGUCAUUUCUCAGAGUUUGUGCGUAGAAGAAACAAAGACCAAGGUGGUGAAUUAUCUCAGCAAGACUGUGAACGCACAGGAAGAUCUGGAGUCACGGUUACAGAGGCUCAAGAGGGAGACACCAGAGAUUGAGCAACACAAUGGGAAGCUAGAAAACAACAAAGAAAACAUUUCUAACAAACAGGCUGCUGAAGUGGUUACAGAUUCAGAGCCAUGUCCGAAGAGAGCUCGGCAGGAGACCAGUGCAGAGGAGGAGUACAGCCGCUACAUCCAGACAGCUGAGAGUGCUUUAAAAGCCCUUCAGACUCUCACUGAGGGCAAAUCCAACACUACUGCACCACCACAGUGGCUGGAAUCCAGACUAAAGGAGCUGCAGUCCCUCAUAACCCACAUCAGUACAGCCAGACACACAACCUAGCAGCUCCAGUUUGUUUUUCAGCCCCAGAUUAUUUACGUUCUGCGUAGAAAAACGAUUUAAUCAUAGUCUGGGCUCACGGGAGGUCUGCAAUACCUGUUGCUGCUACUGAAAAUAGUUUAUCUUCACUUUUUAAAGCUGUCAGUCUUGAUUUAUAUAACUGAUUAUUAAAUUUGUUGGAUUACAAA
This is a messenger RNA of Lates calcarifer (barramundi perch), 3243 nucleotides long. RefSeq names its product FIGNL1 interacting regulator of recombination and mitosis (gene firrm). Bases 458 to 3058 code for a protein of 866 amino acids. The record is from RefSeq and is a predicted model, not a curated record. The transcript has 25 exons. NCBI's taxonomy places the organism in Eukaryota, Metazoa, Chordata, Actinopteri, Centropomidae.